Messenger RNA from Quercus robur (English oak), 1832 nucleotides. RefSeq names its product UDP-glucuronate 4-epimerase 1. The record is from RefSeq and is a predicted model, not a curated record. Bases 286 to 1581 code for a protein of 431 amino acids. NCBI's taxonomy places the organism in Eukaryota, Viridiplantae, Streptophyta, Magnoliopsida, Fagales, Fagaceae. The transcript has a single exon.
CUCAAAAUCCUUGUCUCCAAAGUUUUCUCUCUCUUCUCUCAAUCUGGCCGACGCCUUAACGCGUUCACGCGUAUUUGCUUGUCGCUUCAUUUGUGGGUUAUCCCCUAUAUAUAAACCCAUCUGAACUUCUCUUUUCUUUAGGUGCAGAAAUAAAAGUUCGAAGCUUAUCUCUCAUUUUUCUUUCUCUGCAUCUUUUUUAAAAAACCAAAACCCCAAAUUUCACUUUCUUUUUCUUUUUUAUUCUUUAAAAAAAUAAACAAGAAGGCGUAUUGUUCGAAACCCAAAAUGCCUUCUUUACAGGAAGAACUGUUCCCAUCAACGCCUGGGAAGUUCAAGAUCGACCGGGCCCACAGCAUGAACCGUCAAUUCCACCGCUGUUUCGCUUCUACGAGCACCAUGUUCUUGUGGGCACUCUUCUUGAUUGCAUUAACGGCGUCGUAUUUGAGUUUCCAGAGUUUCGUCGAUUCCGGUAGCAAGUAUUUCACCGCCUCGUGGGGCGGUCUCCAGUGGGAGAAACAAGUGCGGGUCUCCUCCCAGAUCCGAAGAUCCGGCGGCAUGUCCGUUUUAGUCACCGGCGCCGCCGGUUUCGUCGGCACGCACGUGUCGCUCGCCCUGAAGAGGCGCGGAGACGGCGUCGUUGGGCUCGACAACUUCAACAACUACUACGACCCGUCGUUGAAGAAAGCCCGCAGGGCCCUCCUCGACAGCCACGGGAUUUUCGUCGUGGAGGGAGACAUAAACGACGGUCGUAUGUUGGAGAAGCUUUUCGACAUCGUGGCUUUUACGCACGUGAUGCAUUUGGCGGCACAGGCUGGAGUUCGAUACGCUAUGGAAAAUCCAAAUUCCUAUGUGCACAGCAAUAUCGCCGGACUCGUCUCGCUUCUCGAGGCUUGCAAAUCGGCGAAUCCUCAGCCGUCGGUUGUUUGGGCCUCGUCGAGUUCGGUUUACGGGUUAAACGAAAAGGUACCGUUUUCAGAAUCGGAUCGGACCGACCAACCUGCAAGUCUUUACGCCGCUACUAAAAAGGCUGGUGAGGAAAUUACCCACACUUACAACCACAUUUACGGCCUCUCCAUUACCGGGUUGAGAUUUUUUACCGUGUACGGCCCGUGGGGACGACCCGAUAUGGCUUACUUCUCUUUUACCCGGAAUAUUCUCCAAGGUAAACCGAUUAAGAUCUAUCGGGGCAAGAACCGGGUGGACUUGGCCCGGGACUUCACUUACAUUGAUGACAUUGUGAAGGGUUGUCUGGGAUCUUUGGACACGUCCGGGAAAAGUACCGGGUCGGGUGGGAAGAAACGGGGACCCGCUCCGUACCGGAUCUUUAAUCUGGGUAACACGUCACCAGUGACCGUACCGACACUUGUGAGUAUAUUGGAGAGGUAUUUGAAGACGAAAGCGAAGAGGAAUCUUGUGGAUAUGCCUGGAAACGGUGACGUUCCGUUCACUCAUGCGAAUAUUAGUUUGGCCCGAAGUGAACUCGGGUAUAAACCCACAACCGAUUUGCAAACCGGGUUGAAGAAGUUUGUUCGGUGGUACCUUUCUUAUUACGGCUAUAAUCACGGAAAACCCGUAAAUUAAUUUUCUUUUCUUCUCUUAUCUUUCUUUUGUUUUUACUCUUUUACCCUUUUUGUUAUUUUCUUGAAUUUUUCUUUCCCGUUAAAGUAAGGAAAAGAAAAAACCUGUUAAAGCAAAGGCACCCAAAAAAAAAAAAAAAAAAAAAAGACACAUUCUUUACUUGGGGAGAGUUAGAAAGGGACUCAUCCUCUGUAGUUUUGUUGUAUCUCAUAUCUUGUGUAUACAGUAAAAGUUUUUCGCUUUGUUUCACUCAA